UUUAUGUCACCAGUUCCGUGUUCUUGAAGAUUUCUUCCAUUUUCUUCAACUUCUUGGUGUGAAACUAGUAAAAUUUUGGGAAUCAUACUAUAAGAAGUUCAUAUUGAGUUUUAUUUUAGUUGUGUUAAUGGCUUCUUUGAAGGAGACCGAACCGGAGGGGUCGUAUCUUUAGAUUUAGAGGCUUCGAGUGACCUGCAAGACGAAGGGUAAACUACAGGGUAGGAAUAGAGAAUGAAGAACGACCUCGCUGAAACCUCCACGAUUUCUGAAUAUAACCUGGAAGGAGAAGGUGAUCUGUUCAGAGCUUUAGAGCCCAUCAUCGAGGAACCGAUUGUGGGCCUUGAUUCCAUGACUGCGGCCAUCUCGUUAAUCUCGUGCGGUGAAGAUGUCAUUACUUCACAAGAACUUAAGGCUGCAGAUAUCGAAUCAUUUCAAAAUGAGCAGCUUCUCGAGGUUCUAUAUGAGUGUGAGAAGGAUCUCAUGGCACGAGGAGCGAUAGGAACAGCACCGGCUGCAGUCCUGGAUAUUGAUACUCCCUUUGUGAAGACGAAUGAAAGCCAAAAUCGUGAUGCAUCAUUCGAGGAAUGCGUGAGCUCGGAUUGUUUAAGCUCAAUGGAAUGCAUGCAAGGAGCUGCAGUCGAGCCUAAUUUUCUGGAUUUCACUGGAAUGGAUUUUGGUUCUGUUUACGGAAUGAGGAGAGCAUUUAGUGAAGGCGAUAUAAAGACACUUGGCAACGGUGAUGUGAGCGUCAUCCAUUCUUCCGUCAAGUGGCCCUUAAUUGUCAGAAGCUGUUCUUCUGAAGAUCGAAGGGAAAAGCUUUCUAGAUACAGGAACAAGAAGACUAAGAGGAAUUUUGGUCGGAAAAUCAAGUAUGCUUGCAGGAAGGCACUUGCCGAUAGUCAACCGAGGAUCCACGGAAGGUUUGCAAAGACCGAAGUUUCCGACAACUCCAAGAGGCAAUUAUGGUCUACAAAUUAAACACAAUCACCAACUUUAACCCGAACGAAGCUAGUAAGUCCAACGAGGUAACAGAAAACUGUUAGCAGUAUCAACUUCGCUGAAAUCUUAAGACGGGUAGGGUAGUGCCGAAUAAGCCAUAAACUAGCUCCUAAGUCUUAAUCUUGUUCACUGUAAUAAAACUCCACUGUAUGGAUGUAUAUAGUGUUUUGUUCAAAUAAAAUGGCACAGAACUUGUACUUUGUUCAUAUAUGUACUGUAAAAUCAUGCUUUGCGAAA
Messenger RNA from Gossypium raimondii (Peruvian cotton), 1236 nucleotides. RefSeq names its product zinc finger protein CONSTANS-LIKE 9. Lineage: Eukaryota; Viridiplantae; Streptophyta; Magnoliopsida; Malvales; Malvaceae. Gene Ontology annotation, molecular function: protein binding. Gene Ontology annotation, cellular component: nucleus. The transcript has 4 exons. The record is from RefSeq and is a predicted model, not a curated record. Gene Ontology annotation, biological process: regulation of flower development. Bases 232 to 978 code for a protein of 248 amino acids.